AUGUUUGGUUUCAUAUUCGAAAAAUUACAAAAGGAAAAAGUUGAAGAUUGCAUUGGAUUUCUAUCAGAUAUAGAGAAUUAAAAAUAAUUAGAAUCAUAUAUCUUACAAAAAGGAGAAAAUAUCACUGAAACUGUCAAAGAAUAGAAAUUGUCUGUUUUAAGAAAAGAUAUGAAAUUAAUUACAGAUGUCUUAAAAAAAAUAUAAGACCAUGACUUCAAUUUUAAAGACUUUUCUUCCGAAAAAAAUGGUGAAUCUACAUUAAGUCUAAUCAAUAGCAUCAAGGAUAAUAUAAGGAUCAUUGAAUUUCUGUAAUUAUUAGUUCACCUCACAUCCAUAGAUGACAAGUUUAUUCAAGGUGGGUCUAAUUCAUUACAUUUAUUAGUUUAGAUUAAGGUGGACCUAAGGAACAAAAAUUUAGAAAAUAUAAAGAUUAAAAAUACUUCUUUAGUAGGAGCUAAUUUUGUUAGGUGUAAUUUUAAUGGAUCUUAAUUUAAUAAUGUCAAUAUAAGUGGAAUUAAUCUGAAUGGAGCAUAGUUAUUUAAUUGUAGAUGGAAGAACAUUAAAGUCCAUGAAUUGAAUAAAUUGGAUGGUCGGAGUAAUACUGUCUAAUCAGUCUGUUUCUCUCCUGAUGGAAAUACAUUAGCUUCUGGUAGUAAAGAUAACUCUAUCCGUCUAUGGGAUGUCAAAACAGGACAUUAAAAAGCCAAAUUAGAUGGUCAUAGUUAAUCUGUUAUAUCAGUCUGUUUCUCUCCUGAUGGAAAUAUAUUAGCUUCUGGUAGUAGAGAUAACUCUAUCCUUAUAUGGAAUAAUCAAACUAAGAAAAAAGUAGCCAAAUUAGAUGGUCAUUCAUCUGGUGUCUUAUCAAUUUGUUUUUGUCCAGAUGGAAACACAUUAGCUUCUGGUAGUAAAGAUAACUCUAUCUGUCUAUGGGAUGUCAAAACAGGAUAAUAAAAAGCCAAAUUAGAUGGUCAUAGUGAUUCUGUUAUAUCAGUCUGUUUCUCUCCUGAUGGAAAUAUAUUAGCUUCUGGUAGUAGAGAUAAUUCAAUCCUUAUAUGGAAUAUUAAAACUAAGAAACAAAUAGCAAAAUUAGAUGGUCAUAGUGAUAAAGUUUAGUCAGUCUGUUUCUCUCCUGGUGGAAAUAUAUUAGCUUCUGGUAGUUAUCAAGAAAUUCGUCUUUGGGAUGUCAAAAUAGGAUAGUAAAAGGCCAAAUUAGAUGGUCAUAGUGAUUAAAUUUGGUCAGUCUGUUUCUCUCCUGAUGGAAAUACAUUAGCUUCUGGUAGUGAUGAUAAGUCUAUCCGUCUAUGGGAUGUCAAAACAGGAUAAUAACAAGCCAAAUUAGAUGGUCAUAGUGCUUGUGUUAGAUCAGUUUGUUUCUCUCCUGAUGGAAAUACAUUAGCUUCUGGUAGU
Molecule: messenger RNA, 1407 nt
Organism: Paramecium primaurelia
Lineage: Eukaryota; Ciliophora; Oligohymenophorea; Peniculida; Parameciidae
Source: the annotation of a GenBank genome assembly